AUGUUGGCCAAUAAACUCUGUCCUUUGAGACCUAUUCGGCUUCUAUCGACGAGUUGUGUGCUCAAGAGGAAGGCGGGACGAAAGUCGGGAGGAAGAAGACCCAUCUCCGACUUUGGAUUGGUAAGGAUGCUGCAAUGUUUGAGGGAAAACAGAGUCAGUGGGUUGGAAUGAAGUUACUGUAGUCUCAAGGGCCUAACGGUCUAUAAAACAAUUUUUGAGAAGUCACUAGAAGCCUACGAAAUUACUUUACUACAUAAUAAAAAGAUUGGAAUCAAACCCUUCAUAUGCACCGAUUAUACACAAAAAUUACAGGCCGGUCUGACCAAGUUGACCAUCCCCAAGCAGGACAUUCAUCAUGCUCGUCCCAUGGAGCCGAUCAAUUAUGAGAAAUAUGAGAGAAAGGAUGUCCCCUACCCCAAACAGAUCACCGCCUAUCUGGACAAACAUGUCAUUGGACAGGAAAUGGCCAAGAAAACGCUGGCUGUGGGCAUCUAUCAACAUUACAAGAGACUCGAGCACAAUGAUGAAAUCAGAUUGGAAAGAGAGGUAUACGAUAGUGUUACAGUAAACCUCCAAAAAUUAUAGUUGUCACAACUUGGCGGACUCAGCAAGAAGGGAAUCAUCAUUGGAAGUAAGAACACAUCCAAGGACGCGGACACUUUGAAUGACAUGCUGGAUGAGUCGGUAAUAUUUGAUUAUAUUGUACUUGAUUAGCCAAAAUUUUGUCCUUGCAGAAGAACCCUCAAUUCCUCGACAAGUCCAACAUUGUGCUUGUCGGUCCCUCUGGUGUUGGCAAAACCUAUAUUACCCAACGUUUGGCCGCCAUCUUGGAUGUCCCCUUCGCUUAUUGUGAUUGCACGGUGCUCACUCAGGCUGGAUAUGUGGGGGAUGACGCUGACACGGUCAUCCAGAAGCUACUUCAGAACGCGGAUGGCGAUGUGGAAAGGGCCAUGGCAAGUUCCUUAUAUCCGAUAUCCUUAUAGCGUUCGUUUUUUGUCAUGGUUAAUAUAAUUUUUUCCAUCCUCCACCUUAUUUGGGCUAAUUCCAGCGGGGAAUUGUAUUUCUCGACGAGUUUGACAAGAUUUCCUCAUCGGUGGACCCAAUCCAUUCGGCCAAUGGGUUCCGCGACGUCUCUGGAAGGGGAGUUCAGCAGGCCCUGUUGAAGAUUGUGGAAGGAUCCGUGGUCAGAGUCAAGAAUCCGUACACUCAGGGGGCCAAGAUCGAAAUUGACACAUCCGACAUUUUGUUUGUGGCCUCAGGCGCCUUCAACCAGCUGGAUCGGAUGGUGGGAAAACGGAUGAAUAAAAGAUCGGUGGGAUUUGGAGCGGACGUCACAAAUCAUGAUGAGGAUCUGUUGGGGGAUGAUGAAGUGGCCGUGGCCAGGAAACGGGACGAACUCCUCAUGAAGGUGGAGCCAUCGGACCUUGUGACGUGAGAGAAUUGAGUCGAUUGUAAAUCAUAUUGAUUCAGAUUCGGAAUGAUCCCCGAAUUGGUCGGCCGUUUCCCAGUGGUGGUCCCCUUCCAAAGUCUGGACCAGCAGCAGUUGGUUCGUGUCCUCAAAGAACCCCCCAACUCUCUGAUCAACCAGGUCACCCGUCAAUUCCACAUGGAUAACAUCAAGCUCAAAUUUACGGACGGCGCUCUCUCAGCGAUCGCUCAAGAGGCUGUUCAGCGGAAAACGGGCGCCCGUGCCCUCAGGGCAAUUAUCGAGCGAGUGUUGUUGGACGCGAAAUACGAAGGACCGGGCUCGGAAGUCACCGAAGUUAUCAUCACAGAAGAGGGCAUCAAGAACGGAGGUUUCUGUGGGGUCACCAAAAAAGCAGAUAAGAACACUUGA
Bursaphelenchus xylophilus (pine wood nematode) is the source of this 1837-nucleotide messenger RNA. The record is from the annotation of a GenBank genome assembly. NCBI's taxonomy places the organism in Eukaryota, Metazoa, Nematoda, Chromadorea, Rhabditida, Aphelenchoididae.